AUGGUGCUGAACAACGACACACUGGAAGACUACGUCGCGACGGCGGGCGGCAACGAGGUCGCACUUGCGUCCGGCAAGAAUGAGAAGAGCACGUUCGAGGGCGCGGUGGUCGUCCCGGCUGAUCACGACCCCGACACGGUGCCGACAGAGGACGACCUGAAGACGCUGCGGCGAGUGCCCGCUGCUCUCCCAUGGGCAGCGCUCGCUCUCUGCAUCAUCGAGCUGACGGAGCGCGCGUCGUACUACGGCUCCACGGGGCCAUUUAACAACUUCAUCAACAACCCGCUCCCCAAGGGCGGCAACGGUGCCGGCGCGGUCGCCAAGGGCGCCGACGGCACCAACCAGUCGGCCGGCGCGCUUGGCUUGGGCAGUGUGCCGGCCUCGGCGCUGACGACCAUGUUCACGUUCCUCGCGUACGUGAUCCCGAUUCUGGGCGGCAUCGUCGCCGACACGCGCUGGGGCCGCUUCAAGACGGCGUGCGUCGGCACCGCCGUCGGCGCCAUCGCGCACGUGCUGCUCGUCAUCCCCGCCAUCCCCAAGGUCAUCACCAACCCCCACGGCUCGCUCGGCGCCUUCAUCAUCGCGCUCCUCAUCCUCGCGUUCGCGGCGGGCUUCAUCAAGCCCUGUAUCGCGCCCCUCAUGUGCGACCAGAGCCCGGUCAAGGAGCCGACUAUUGCGCACACGAAGAGCGGCGAGCGCGUCAUCGUCGACCCGCAGGUCACGGUCGAGCGCUACAUGCUCAUCUUUUACUGGGCCAUCAACAUCGGCUCCAUGUUCGCGGUUGCCACACAGUACUCUGAGCGUCUCGUCGGUUUCUGGCUCGCCUUCUUGCUCCCCGGUAUCCUGUACAUGCUCAUGCCCAUCGUGCUCGCUAUCAUCCACCCCAAGCUCGUCAAGCUGCCCCCUCAGGGCAGCGUCGUGCCCGACGUGUACCGCCUCGUCAAGCGCUGCAUUGCCAAGGGCGGCGCGUUGCGCUUGUGCACUGGCCGCACAAACGACGAGUGGUGGUCCCAGGGCAAGCCUAGCUCCAUGCCCGUUGCUGAGCGCGAGGGGAUCGACUGGGAUGACAAGUUCGUCGAGGAGGUCCGCGCGACCUUCUCCGCGUGCGCUGUCUUCGCUUUGAUCCCCAUUUUCAUCUUGGCCGAUGGAGGUAUCGGAAACCAGAUGAACGACAUGAGUGUCGCCAUGACGCUCAACGGUGUGCCGAACGAUGUCAUCGGAAACUUCAACUCGCUCUCCAUCAUCGUUGCCACCCCGAUCCUCACGUACGGCCUGUACCCGUUCCUGGACCGUAUCGGAUACCCGCUCAAGCCCAUGUGGCGCAUGAGCAUCGGGUUCCUCCUCGGCGCGGUGGGCUGUAUCAUGGCCGCCAUCAUCCAGUGGAGGGUGUACUCGACGUCGCCAUGCGGGCACUAUGCGACGGCGUGCGACAACGUGUCGCCCGUCAGCCUGUGGUGGCAGAUCGGCCCCAUUCUCUUCCCGGCCGUCGGCGAGCUGUUCGUCAACGUGACCUCGUACGAGCUCGCGUACACGCGCUCGCCGCCCCGCAUGAAGGGCCUCGUGUACGCGCUCGCCCUGUUCAACUCUGCCAUCGCGGCUGCCAUCUCGCUUGCGUGCUCGGCCGCCAUCGACGACCCGAACCUCAUCAUCCCCUGGAUCGUGCUCGCUGUCGCGUCUGUCAUUUGCGCAUUCCUCUUCCCGACCUACUUCAAGCACCUCGACACCUUCCAGUUCAGCUGGUCCGAGGAGGAGAAGGCCGUGUGGAACACUCAGCGUGAGGGCGGCAAGGCGGCCCACGUAGAGAGCGGCGAGGUUGCUACCGUCCCUGCGCUCGCAGCCAACGACGAAAAGUACUGA
Messenger RNA from Vanrija pseudolonga, 1857 nucleotides. Its product is annotated as Peptide transporter PTR2. Gene Ontology annotation, biological process: transmembrane transport. The record is from RefSeq and is a predicted model, not a curated record. Gene Ontology annotation, molecular function: transmembrane transporter activity. Lineage: Eukaryota; Fungi; Basidiomycota; Tremellomycetes; Trichosporonales; Trichosporonaceae. Gene Ontology annotation, cellular component: membrane. The coding region runs from base 1 to 1857 and encodes 618 amino acids. The transcript has 5 exons.